CGUCAGGGACCUGAGCCCCGGCUAAGUGCACCUGAACAGAGGCGCGGCCGGCACCCAGCCAUGACCCUGCGGGCGCGGGGCGCUCGGCUGCUCGGAGGCCUUCUGCUCUUCGCUCUGCUCGCUGCCGGCGCCGCCCCGUUUAGCUGGGAUCUCCCGGAGCCCCGCAGCCGGGCCAGCAAGAUCCGAGUGCACCCGCGGGGCAACCUCUGGGCCACCGGUCACUUCAUGGGCAAGAAGAGUCUGGAGCCCCCCAGCCCAUCCCUACUGGGGACAGCUCCCCUCAUCUCCCUGAGGGACCAGAGACUGCAGCUGAGUCAUGAUCUGCUCAGGAUCCUCCUGCAAAAGAAAGCUCUGGGCAUGAGCCUCAGUGGCCCAGCACCUCACACCCAGCACAGGAGGGUGCUGGUGCAAAUGCUGCAGAAGUGAUGCCAUUCAUCAGGAAGACAAGAUGACAUGGCUUAGAUUGUGCCCACCCAGGGAAGGUGCUGAAUGGGACCCAGGCAGCCCCAUCUGGAUGUAAAUCAUGGGCUCACAUCUCUGUUACUCCAUUACUGUGAUUUCUGGUUGGGUUGCCAGGAAUAUCGCCAAUGCAGAUGCAGAUGAUGUCCCUGCUGUAUUUCUUGCUUCCCUGUUGAAGUUGUGAAUAAAACCCUGCUCUUUACAUAGACCGUCUGGUCCUCU
Messenger RNA from Balaenoptera acutorostrata (minke whale), 681 nucleotides. It is a transcript of the gene NMB, whose product is annotated as neuromedin B. The record is from RefSeq and is a predicted model, not a curated record. The coding region runs from base 61 to 426 and encodes 121 amino acids. Gene Ontology annotation, molecular function: neuromedin B receptor binding; neuropeptide hormone activity. Gene Ontology annotation, biological process: neuropeptide signaling pathway; positive regulation of hormone secretion. The transcript is spliced from 3 exons. Gene Ontology annotation, cellular component: neuron projection. NCBI's taxonomy places the organism in Eukaryota, Metazoa, Chordata, Mammalia, Artiodactyla, Balaenopteridae.